GUGUAAAGAUUUCUGUCUGUGUUACUGGAAUCCCUAUUGGAUGCUGCCCUCUGAUGUUUGUGGAAUGAACUGCUUUUGGGAAGCGGCUUUUAGAUACAAUCUGAAAAUACAGCCUGUUGAGAGAAUGCACCUAGCUGUAGUUGCUUGUGGUGAAAGACUGGAAGAAACAAUGACCAUGUUGAAGUCAGCUCUCAUUUUCAGCCUCAAACCUCUGCAGUUUCAUAUUUUUGCAGAAGAUCAGCUACAUGAUAGCUUUAAAGGCAUACUUGACAGCUGGUCAUUUCUACAAACAUUUAAUUACACAUUAUACCCCAUAACUUUUCCAAGUGAGAAUGCAGCAGAGUGGAAAAAGCUCUUUAAGCCCUGUGCUUCCCAGAGGUUGUUCUUGCCAUUAAUCCUGAAAGAAGUUGACUCAUUAUUGUAUGUCGACACUGACAUCCUUUUUUUACGGCCUGUUGAUGACAUUUGGUCUUUACUAAAGAAAUUCAAUUCCACCCAAAUUGCCGCAAUGGCGCCCGAACAUGAGGAACCUCGGAUAGGGUGGUACAAUCGCUUUGCCAGACAUCCGUACUAUGGGAAAACUGGAGUAAACUCCGGAGUUAUGUUGAUGAACAUGACUCGGAUGAGAAGGAAGUAUUUCAAGAACGAUAUGACAACUGUCCGACUGCGAUGGGGAGACAUACUUAUGCCACUGCUGAAAAAAUACAAACUGAACAUCACAUGGGGUGAUCAGGAUCUCUUGAAUAUCAUGUUUUUUCAUAAUCCAGAAAGCCUUUAUGUUUUUCCAUGUCAAUGGAAUUACCGACCAGAUCAUUGUAUAUAUGGAAGCAAUUGCCAAGAAGCAGAAGAAGAAGGAAUCUUUAUUCUUCACGGGAACAGAGGUGUUUACCACGACGAUAAGCAACCAGCAUUUAGAGCUGUUUAUGAAGCACUGAGAAAUUGUUCAUUUGAAGAUGACAACGUCCGUUCCUUAUUAAGAAAUUUAGAACUGGAACUACAAAAGACAGUGCAUACAUACUGUGGGAAAAUUUACAAAAUAUUUAUCAAGCAGCUAACCAAAAGCAUAAGAGAACGUUAUGACAGACCGCCAAAAGGAAGAACGUGCACACAUCACGUGCCUUGUCAUCACUGUUGGAGAGCCGGACCAGUGGUUUUGAAGUAUAACAGAAGAUCUGUGAAGGAGUUGGUGGCUUCUACCUGUUCCUGACAUCAGAAACUGGAAAAGGUCGUAGGCUUUCAGUUUUUCCAAGCAUUUUGCAUAAGUUUAUUAAUGUUUUGAAUACUAAUUGUGAAAUUGCAGAAUGGCAUCAUGGUGUACUGUGAUAUGUAGAGAUUACUACCCUAAAGCUACUUUUUUAUUUUAAAAUAUUUUGGGUUUUGAGUAAUGUGAGUAUCUUCCUCCAAAUAUGUUGUGUGUUUUGACAGUUGUUAAAGAAGAGCAUAAAAUGAUAGGGUUGGGUCUAACCUGGGAAUAAUGGAAACUUGUUUCACUAUGUUUUGGAGGAGUUCAGUUCAUUGUUGAGAAACCGUAUGUUGUGUUACUAAAUAAACAUACAUCCAAUAAAUGCUUAAUUUUCUCAA
Tupaia belangeri chinensis (Chinese tree shrew) is the source of this 1581-nucleotide messenger RNA. It is a transcript of the gene GXYLT1, whose product is annotated as glucoside xylosyltransferase 1. Bases 41 to 1207 code for a protein of 388 amino acids. Gene Ontology annotation, biological process: protein O-linked glycosylation via N-acetylgalactosamine. The transcript has 8 exons. Gene Ontology annotation, molecular function: UDP-xylosyltransferase activity. The record is from RefSeq and is a predicted model, not a curated record. NCBI's taxonomy places the organism in Eukaryota, Metazoa, Chordata, Mammalia, Scandentia, Tupaiidae.